AUGGAGAUUUGGCGGACUCUUAUACCUCUUCGGAUGUUCUUCCAUGAUUAUUUCAGCAUGGGCCCAUUCAUGAAGAGAUACUAUGUUACGUUAGUAGAAGUUGGGAUGGCUUACAGCACCAUAAAAAAGCAGAGACAAAUAUGGGAAAACAUCAAGCAUUCAACUAUACAAAUUAACAUACAAAAUUCGACGCUUGAUUAUGAUGGAAAUUCUUGA
Molecule: messenger RNA, 216 nt
Organism: Sphenostylis stenocarpa
Lineage: Eukaryota; Viridiplantae; Streptophyta; Magnoliopsida; Fabales; Fabaceae
Source: the annotation of a GenBank genome assembly